Messenger RNA from Verticillium dahliae VdLs.17, 525 nucleotides. RefSeq lists its product as uncharacterized. The coding region runs from base 1 to 525 and encodes 174 amino acids. Lineage: Eukaryota; Fungi; Ascomycota; Sordariomycetes; Glomerellales; Plectosphaerellaceae. The transcript is spliced from 2 exons. The record is from RefSeq and is a predicted model, not a curated record.
AUGGCUUGCUUCUACAGGUGGCGCGCUGCAGGCGAAGCGUGCGCUUUUCCACGUCAUGUCCACAGAGUAGGCAUUGGACAGCUAGUUGAGCAGCACUCCAUCCGGCAACCGGAUGUGAUCGUCGCCGAUUUCGACGGCCAGAUGAAGGCCACGUUAAACGACCAGUUCCCUGAUGCACAGCAGCAGAUGUGUAUCCACCACAUCAAUUCGAACGUCCUGCUUAAGUCGAAGCAGAAGUGGGUCAAGGCCCAGAGCAGCAGAAGUAUCCAUACGCCGACAACUGAGGCUAUCCCUCAUAGUUACCGAGGAGUUCUCAUAGUGUGGAAGCUCGUCUUAUUCGCCGAGACUGAGGAGGCUCACGAGAAAGCGUGGGGAAACCUCUGUAAGGAGUUUGACGACCAACGAGCAAUCCUGCGGUAUCUCCAUGGAACCUACAUGCCCGUCAGGGCGCAGUGGGCGCGCUGUUUCAUUCGCAAGUAUCGCAACUUCGGCAUCCCGCGUCACAUCUGGGACAGAAGCAAGUAA